AGAGAUCGUAAAAAUGAUCUACGUCUCAAAGACGUACGUUCAUAUUUCUAGAGAAAAUCCGUAAAGAGAUAUGAGAAUGUAACCAGGAAACAUUAAUGCAAGAUUAUGAUGUCACUUAUCUUGAUUCAUGAGAAUAAGAUGUCAGAAGAUUAAAGCGCAAUUUUGCAAGAAGAGAAAAUUCAAUUCAAAUUCAAACAUCAACGAAUGACUGAAGGAACCCGAGGAAGCCUGCGGAUGUUACAUCGCUGGGCCAUUGCUUGGCAACCGGAAAUACCAACAGAAGCAGUCACGCCACGCCAUACAGCUGCUUCGGCUGUACGGGGUGGCAGAUGUCUUUCUCAAAUGUCAGUGCUGAAUGUCAUCAAAGUUCGCGACUGGAGUGUUUCCCGCCUUCACGUGAAUCUUCAUGAUCGACGGCGCCGAUCGCGAAGACGCCCACGUCUUCCGGAAGACUGACAAUUCUCCUCCUUUAAGUCAUCUCCUAUGAGUCUAUCGUGAAAAGCUCCAAAAUGGCGUACAGGCAGCAACCGGUGCAGGACGAGCUGGAGACAAUGGCGGAGACCGAGCUCUCGAGGCUGAAGAGGCAGUAUAGAAUAAUGGAGAACGAUCGGGCGACCUGUGUGGAGGAUGCGAGGUUGCAGCUCCGCAAUCAGCAGAACAGGAUCGACCGUCUGGAGUACGAGAAGGCCGAGCUCGUGCUGGCGAUCAAGACCGCGAAAUCGAAGUCGUUCGCGCGCAAGGACACGGAAAUGGACGAGAAACUGAGGUGUCUCCUAGAGAAGCGCGCCAAGUAUAUCGACAUGAUAGAGAACGAGAAGCGGCAGAUAGCCGAACUCGACGAGCAGAUCGGCAAGCUUUCGAAGGAAGUCGGCAGCCUGAAAUCGAAAGUGCGCAGUGACACGCAGCUGCGGGAUCUGGCGGUGCGGCACAGUAAGAUGGUGUUCAUGCUGGAGAACCGGGUGGAGGUGGCCACGAAACGGUUCAACCUCGUGGUAGCGGAGAACGCGAAGCUGCGCGCCGAGAUCGAGACCCUGUUGAAGGAGCGGGCGCAGUUCACAAUCAUGUGGAACAAGCUGAUCGGCCAAUUGAACACGGGCAAGCAGAUCAUCAACGACCUGAUCGAGCAGGCGACGAUCACGUUCAAUCAGCGCGACGAGGAGCUCAAUAAGAUCCAGGCACUUCGUGAGAGGGGAAUACGAGACCUGAACAGCCACACGUCGGAGAUGUGCGAGCUGAAGAGGACCUUGGACAACGAGAUGAAGCUGCAGGAGUUCCUCGGCGUGAAGGGACAGUAUCGCGAGAUGGCCGAUCUGAACGCGAAGAAGGAAGCCGACCGACAGGCUAAGAGAGAGGAGAAGCAGAACAAAAUAGAGGCCUUUACGCAUAUCCUGCAGACGAUCAAGCAAUUCACCGGCGAGCAAGAAAUCGACAAGCUCACCGCGCACUUCGUCAAGCAAGAGGAGGAGAAUUUCGCGCUCUUCAGCUACGUGAACGAGCUGAACGACGAACUCGAGAGCCUUCAGUUAAGGAUGGAGCAGCUGACGGCAGCGAUCGACGAGGCGCGUGUCCAGAACGUGCAUCACGACCAGGAGCAGGCCGAAACCUUGGAGAAGAUCACCAAACAGUUGGAGGAACAGACCGCGUUGGCGGACACUGCCGAAGAGGAUCUCACGAAGUGCAACGACGUGAUGGAAAAGCUGCUGCAGGGGAUCGACGCCCUCUUCAAGUCGAUAGGAUGCGACAACUCGCCGAUUUUGGAGCUGCUGGGCGACAACACCCACGUAACCAUGAGCAACGUCAUGCUCUACUUGGGCAUUAUCGAGAAACAGAUCACCGAGAUGUUUCACAAGAUCUACUGGGUGGACAAGGCCACCAAGCCACCGCAAUUGCGGUUGGACGAGAGCAGGAAGCCCAGACUGAAAGUGCCGGCUCUUACUCGAAUCGUACCGACGCAACCCUGCGCCCUCUGCGUGGAAGAGGAGCAGAUGCAGUUCGUAUCGGAGGGCCUGGAGGCGCCGCUGACACGUGCCGAAGCCAUGCAGAAACUGCGACAAAGACUCGAGGACGAUUACGCGGAGCUGCUUCAUAACGUAUCCGGCUGUCACUUACCGGCGGCUAGGAAGAUUAUGCAAAGACGCUACCAAUAAAGAGAAUUAACUCAG
Messenger RNA from Dinoponera quadriceps, 2162 nucleotides. RefSeq names its product coiled-coil domain-containing protein 63-like. The coding region runs from base 510 to 2147 and encodes 545 amino acids. NCBI's taxonomy places the organism in Eukaryota, Metazoa, Arthropoda, Insecta, Hymenoptera, Formicidae. The record is from RefSeq and is a predicted model, not a curated record. The transcript has 8 exons.